AUGUCCGACAGACCAACGUAUCGAGGUGGACGCGGCGGCGGCGGCGGCGUCCGCGGUGGCCGGGGCGGAGCAGGCGGCCGUGGGGGAGCUGCCGCCGACAAGGGCGAGCGGCCCAAGAAGGAAAACAUUCUCGACCUGGCAAAGUACAUGGACAAGCAGAUCAACGUCAAGUUCAACGGCGGGCGUGAAGUCAAGGGCACGCUCAAGGGCUACGACGCUCUCAUGAACCUUGUCCUCGACGACGUCCAGGAGACAGUCCGCGACGACGAAGGAAACGAAUCCACCCGACCCCUCGGCCUCGUCGUCGCCCGCGGCACCCUCCUCGUCGUCAUCACCCCCGUUGACGGCAGCGAGCCCAUCGCCAACCCCUUUGCGCAGCCCGACGAGGCAUCUUGA
Molecule: messenger RNA, 396 nt
Organism: Hirsutella rhossiliensis
Lineage: Eukaryota; Fungi; Ascomycota; Sordariomycetes; Hypocreales; Ophiocordycipitaceae
Product: LSM domain-containing protein
Exons: 3
Coding region: 1-396 (131 amino acids)
Biological process (GO): nuclear-transcribed mRNA catabolic process; mRNA splicing, via spliceosome
Cellular component (GO): U6 snRNP; catalytic step 2 spliceosome; U12-type spliceosomal complex
Molecular function (GO): RNA binding
Source: RefSeq, a predicted model, not a curated record